This is a messenger RNA of Lottia gigantea (owl limpet), 486 nucleotides long. RefSeq lists its product as hypothetical. Bases 1 to 486 code for a protein of 161 amino acids. NCBI's taxonomy places the organism in Eukaryota, Metazoa, Mollusca, Gastropoda, Lottiidae. The transcript has 2 exons. The record is from RefSeq and is a predicted model, not a curated record.
AUGCUGUCUGCUUUGAUCAGCCCAAUCAUAAUGCUGCCUGCUUUGAUCAGCCCAAUCAUAAUGCUGCCUGCUUUGAAUAUCCCAAUAAUGAAGCUGUCUUUUUUGAUUAUCCCAAUCAUGAUGGUGCCUGUUUUGAAUAUCCCAAUAAUGAAGCUGUCUUUUUUGAUUAUCCCAAUCAUGAUGGUGCCUGUUUUGAAUAUCCCAAUAAUGACGCCGUCUUUUUUGAUUAGCCCUAUCAUGAUGCUGUCUGUGUUGAAUAGCCCAAUUGUGAUGAAGACUCCCAAUCAUGAAGCUGCGUGUUUUGUUCAUCCUAUCAUGAUGCUGUCUGUUUUGAAUGGCCAAAUCAUGAUGCUGCCUGUUUUUAUUAUCCCAAUCAUGAUGCUGCCUGUUUUAUUCAGCCCAAUCGUGAUGCUGCCUGUUUUGAAUAGCCCAAUCAUAAUGCUGCCUGUUUUGAAUAGCCCAAUCAUGAAGCUGUCUGUUGUUUAG